Prorocentrum cordatum is the source of this 2260-nucleotide messenger RNA. NCBI's taxonomy places the organism in Eukaryota, Dinophyceae, Prorocentrales, Prorocentraceae. The record is from the annotation of a GenBank genome assembly.
AUGCUCACGAGACUUCAUGAGGUGGACGGCACCCGGUUUUUCGCCGUGCCCGCCGUGCUCACGCUCCUCCAGCUGCUGAACGAGUACGUCCGGCUCUGCCGGGCCUUCGAGUCCAUGGCGGCGGAGAUCGUCCAGCGCAUGUGCACGCUGCUCAGGCUCUUCAACCAGAUGACCUUCGAGGCCGUCCUGAAGGGAAGGGCGGUCACGAGGCAGACCUUGCGCAAGAUCACCGCCUCGAACAUCGCGUUGUGCAGCCAGUGCUGCGGCCUGGUGGCGCAGGUGCUGCCGGGCCUGCAGGCGCACCUGCUGGCCGUGACGGAGAAGUCCCAAGGGGGCACGCUGCGCCACGCGGUCGCCCUGCUCGUGGGCGACCUGACGAAGGUUGCCACGGAGUACACCGACCACCGCACGGCCCUGUUCGCCAAGCUUGGCGACCUGCUGCGCGAGCGGUACGAGGUUCACUCCAAGAAGUGGUUCGCCGCGCCGCACCCGGAGGCCACGGCCGAGGACGAGAAGGACGCAUUUGGCCUGAAGCCGCACGAAGCGCUGGAGGGCCUCGUGAAGGACAUCACUAGCAUGUACAGGGUGUUAUUGAAAAACCUCACAGCAGACACCGUGCGCAAGAUCUUCACCAAGGAGAGCGACGGCGAGCAAUGGGAGACCGACGACGAGUUCGACCACCCGCGCGGGCUCGGGCGAGCGGAAGCCGGAGGCGGCUGCGCACCCAAGAACCCACCCGAGAACGGGCAGGACUCCACCUGGGCGGGCGCUGGCGGCGCCCGGCCGCCCGCUCGCGAGCGGCCGCCGUCUCGGCCCGAAGGCGUCCGCCCCCACGGCGUCGCCAGGGCAGCGCCGCCCUGCUCGCCGAGCAGUCCGCCCGGCGUGCCGCCGCGCCCCGCCGCGGGGGCGGCGCUCGCUGGGCGGCCCCCAGGCGACUGGGCCCGGCAGGCGCAGCCCGCCCACGCUCGGCUGGGCGUGGCCGCGCCCGGCGGGGGCCGCGCGGCCCUGCAGGUGGGGCGGCCGGCCGGCGCAGGGCUGGCGGGGGCCGCCCGCGGCUCGCUCGCGGCCGCCAGCAAGGCGCUGGAGGGGCAGCGGGCCAGGCUCUCGGAGCAGGAGCAGCUGCUGGCAGAGCUCCAGCGGCAGGCUCAUGAGAUCAGGCAGAGCAUUCUCCAGCAGAAGGCCGACCUGGUGGAGCUGGAGCUUCAGCAGGGUGAGCUCGUGGGCAAAGUGCUGGUGCCGAUCGACAGGGCAGCGCCCGCAGCCCCUAGCGCUCCAGGCAGCACUACGCUCAUGGUCCGCAACAUUCCGAUGGACAUGACGCAGAGGCGUUUGCUUGACCUCAUCGACAGGUCUGGCUUCGCGAACCGCUAUGACUUCGCCUACUUACCAACCGAUUUCGACGCGGGGACCUCGAAAGGGCACGCGUUUGUCAAUUUCGUCACCCCCAGUGACGCCAGGGAGUUUUCAGAAAUGUGGAACGGGGCGCGGCUGACUGGGGCUGGACCCGUCGCGGCUGUUCUCGAGGUCGGAGCGUCACGGCUGCAGGGCUACAAGGAGAACGCCAAGAGGUGGAGCGGGCGUCGGCUGCGCCGCACGAGGAACCAUGAGCUCCACCCGUUCAUCGCCCAGAGGCUGGUUGCCGGGUGAAUGUUCGGUUGCACAAAUUCCUUGUUGUAGGCGGUUCUUGAGGGGCGGGGGUCAAGGGCGCCGACAGGGAGAGGGUCAAGAGCUCACCUCCACCUGCAUCGCUCGUCUACGGGAUGGGUGUCCAGACUAUCUCGAGGAGAUCAAUGGUACAGAUUGGGGUCGAUGUCAAGCGGUGAUCCUUUCCCUCCCUCCUGCCCGGUGCUUUUGCUGUGCUCAAAACGCUCGUUGCUGCAAGGACUUCGGACAGUCGCAUUCAUAAGCAUUCCCCGUGUCUCCUUGGCUGCCCGAACUGCGCUGAGAGAUUCUGGCACUCCUGGAGGUGCCACAGGUUAAUUACAAUGUUUCCUUUGACGUAGUUGGUCCCUUCUCGAUUCCCAUCCUCUCGCCUGCUGCUGCGUGCUCACCCCCUCCCAUGCCUCGUUCGCCAACCCUGUCACCGCCUGCUUCCCUCGAGACGCUCUCCGUCCUCUCGCCUCUGCUGCUCAGCCGAUCCUUCGCCGGAGACGAGCCCCCGGCGUGGUCAGAGCUGUCAGGUGUCCCGUUUGGUGGCCCACGUGCGGCGGCUCUUGUGGCGGAAGAGCCGAGGUGCGCGCCCCUGGCUGCGCCCGAGGAG